UCGAUUUUAUGCUUAUUUCCUCACACUUCACAUUAACAUACAUACAUACAUACAUUCAAAAACAAAGGUUAAUAGUCAUGGCUAAGUUUGCUUCCGUCAUCACCCUUCUCUUCGCUGCCCUUGUUCUCUUUGCUUCUUUUGAAACACCAACGAUGGUGGAAGCACAGAAAUUAUGUCAGAAGCCAAGUGGGACAUGGUCCGGAGUUUGUGGAAACAGCAACGCGUGCAAGAAUCAGUGCAUCAACCUUGAGGGAGCAAGACAUGGAUCUUGCAACUAUGUCUUCCCAUAUCACAGGUGCAUCUGUUACGUUGCAUGUUAAUUUACCCAAAAUACUCUUUUGUGGGUACUAUAUACUGUGUGUGUAUUUUACAUAAAAUAAGUCUGUGUUCACUAUCCCUGCGUGACUUUAUGACAUGUAUCAGAUAUGUUUAUGUUUGUUUGGUUAUAAUAUAAAGUUUUAUAUACCACAAAUUAAAAUCGCAUGUCAAUAUAAAGAGAGGUGCAUAACAUCAUGUCCAAUUGAAUAAUACAAGUGACUUACUUUGGAAAAAAAAGUGGUGGCGUAUACAGUAUAAAUAUUGGUUUUUACGAUUGGAAGUGGGUUGGUUCUCUUGUGGUGGCCUAAGAGGUUUGGUUUUUUUGUGCCUCGGAUUCAAACUAUCUUUGACACGGAGAUAUAUUUUUUAAAUCGAAAUAUAAAAAGAGUUAAUUCCAAGUACCGUGAAAGAUUAUGAAACUUAAAGUAUUUUAAAUAAUAAAAAAUGCCAAAAAUGUAUAUCUGGUUUUCGAUUUGCAUGCAUGUAUUGUACGAGUACGUUGAAAAGUAAAUGACUACACACAGAAAAGUAGAAGUCCAUUGCUUGAGGCCUUUUGUAGCCAAACCAGUUCUCCACGCACAAACUACCAAAAGUAUUGACUGAGCCUCCUUGACAAGAGCUACUGCGUUAAAGUAAUUUAUUCAGUUAAUCUUGGAAACAAAGAUGAGGUGCUACAUAAUCUAAUACAGUGGAAAAAAUAUGAAAAAUAUACGGUAUCUCCGAUUUAAAUGAGAUUGUGAGCGAGAACAAAGACUUUUGCAAUUAAUCGGCACUUGAAACUCUAGAGUACUUUCCAGAAAUGAAGCAACCCACGGUUGUUGGAAGCCAGAAAUGAUGUAGUUUGUAUUUUAGGCCCGACUAUAGCGUAAAGACUGAUGGGGAAAUUGCACAAAACCUCACUAAGGUGCAGCGGAAUAAAGUUGUCCUUAAUUAUGUAAUUAUGUGAGAAAAAU
This is a messenger RNA of Thlaspi arvense, 1271 nucleotides long. The record is from the annotation of a GenBank genome assembly. Lineage: Eukaryota; Viridiplantae; Streptophyta; Magnoliopsida; Brassicales; Brassicaceae.